AUGGUGGAAGGUGUCCUGGGCUGCCGGCCGGCUGGAGUGAGGGCAGGCGGCAAGGGUGAGGUCUACUGUGCCCCUCCUCCCCAGAUCAUCCUCAACUCCAUGCACCGCUACCAGCCCCGUUUCCAUGUGGUCUUCAUGGACCCCCGCAGAGACAGUGAGCGCUACGCCCAGGAGAACUUCAAGUCCUUCAUCUUCCCCGAGACCCAGUUCACGGCCGUGACCGCGUACCAGAACCACCGGAUCACCCAACUGAAAAUCGCCAGCAACCCUUUUGCAAAGGGCUUUAGAGACAGUGACCCGGACACCUGGCCUAGGGGCCCCCAGCCCCUGCUCAGCAUCCCAGCCCCGACUCGAACUACCCUCAGCCCCUGCCCGCAGAAGGGCCCCAGAGGGCAGGAGAGCGACGCCAACAGAGCUCCAGCCUCCACGUCAAAGACAUCUGCCUGGCUCCACCAGCAGCUGCUGGUCCCCCCUGAGACCCUGCUGGCUCCGCCCACCUCCCGGCCCCUCACCUCUCAGAGCUUUUACUCAAGAGCCCCAACCCCCCUGGGAACCCCAAGGGCCCGAUCAGCACCAUACCCUCUCCCCAACAUCAGGGCUGACAGGGAUCAAGGGCGCCUGUCCUUCCCACAAGGGCUGGGGCUCCUGUACCCCACAGCUGUAUGCCUGGGGCCUGGCCAGGCCCCACAGUGAAAGGGACAGAGCCCUCCUGUCCCAGAGCCACAGCAGCGGAGGGGGACUUGGCCUCCACCCUCCCACUCCCUCCAGCCCCACCUCUGCAGAGAUCCUCACUCACCU
This is a messenger RNA of Echinops telfairi (small Madagascar hedgehog), 798 nucleotides long. RefSeq names its product T-box transcription factor TBX10-like. Gene Ontology annotation, cellular component: nucleus. Gene Ontology annotation, molecular function: RNA polymerase II cis-regulatory region sequence-specific DNA binding; DNA-binding transcription factor activity, RNA polymerase II-specific. The coding region runs from base 1 to 693 and encodes 230 amino acids. Lineage: Eukaryota; Metazoa; Chordata; Mammalia; Afrosoricida; Tenrecidae. The transcript has 2 exons. The record is from RefSeq and is a predicted model, not a curated record. Gene Ontology annotation, biological process: regulation of transcription by RNA polymerase II; positive regulation of DNA-templated transcription; cell fate specification.